AUGGCAAGGAAGAAAUUUUCUGGAUUAGAAAUCACUCUGAUUUUCCUCUUUGCUAUAGUAACUAUAAUAGCUAUUGCACUAAUUGCUGUUUUAGCAACUAAGACACCUGCUGUUGAAGACAUCAGUAGUUCUACUUCCACUCCUGCUACAACCCGUACCACCACCGUAAAUCCAUCUGGUUUAGGAAAGUGUCCAACUGAGUUAAAUGAUCCUAUAAAUGAGAGAAUAAACUGCAUUCCAGACCAAUUUCCAACACAGGCAAUUUGUGCUCAGAGAGGCUGCUGCUGGCGGCCAUGGAAUUACUCUUAUAUUCCUUGGUGCUUCUUUGCAGAAAACCAUGGCUAUAAUGCUCAGGAAAUAAAAACAACAACUACAGGACUUGAAACCCAGUUAAAUAGAAUACCUUCACCUACUCUAUUUGGAAAUGACCUUAACAGUGUUCUCUUUACAACUGAACAUCAAACACCUAAUCGUUUACGGUUCAAGAUUACUGAUCUAAAUAAGAAUAGAUAUGAAGUUCCGCACCAGUAUGUGAAAACAUUUACUGGACCUGCUACUUCUGAAGCAUUGUAUGAUGUGACAGUUAAGCAAGAACCGUUUAGCAUCCAAGUUAUUAGAAAAAGCAAUAAAAAUAUUUUGUUUGAUACCAGUAUUGGUCCCUUGGUGUAUUCUGACCAAUAUUUACAGAUCUCAACAAGACUUCCCAAUGAAUACAUGUAUGGUUUUGGAGAGCAUGUUCAUAAGAGAUUUCGUCAUGACUUAUUCUGGAAAACUUGGCCAAUCUUUUCCCGGGACCAACUUCCUGGUGAUAACAAUAAUAAUUUAUAUGGACAUCAAACAUUCUUCACGUGUAUUGAAGAUACUUCUGGAAAGUCAUUUGGUGUUUUCUUAAUGAAUAGCAAUGCAAUGGAGGUUUUCAUCCAGCCUACUCCUAUAGUAACUUACAGAGUUACUGGUGGCAUUUUGGAUUUUUACAUCUUUCUAGGUGAUACUCCAGAACAAGUAGUUCAACAGUAUCAAGAGCUCAUUGGACUGCCAGCAAUGCCAUCAUACUGGAGUCUUGGAUUCCAACUGAGUCGCUGGAAUUAUAAGUCACUAGAUGUGGUGAAAGAAGUGGUGCAAAGAAACCGGGAUGCUGGCAUACCAUUUGAUACACAAGUUACUGAUAUUGACUACAUGGAAGACAAGAAAGACUUUACUUAUGAUGCAGUUGCUUUUAAAGGGCUCCCUGAAUUUGUUGAAGAUUUGCAUGCCCAUGGACAGAAAUAUGUCAUCAUCUUGGACCCUGCAAUUUCCAUAGAAAAACGUGCCAAUGGAGCCGCAUAUGCAACCUAUGACAGGGGAACUGAAAAACAAGUGUGGGUAAAUAAUUCAGAUGGCACUGCAUCAGUUAUUGGAGAGGUAUGGCCAGGACUAACAGUAUAUCCUGAUUUCACUAGUCCACAAUGCAUAGAUUGGUGGGCUGAUGAAUGCAGUCGUUUCUAUCAAGAAGUGAAAUAUGACGGACUUUGGAUUGAUAUGAAUGAAGUUUCCAGCUUUGUUCAAGGCUCUAAGGAUGGAUGUGAGGCCAACAAAUGGAAUUAUCCACCUUUUACUCCUGAUAUUCUUGACAAAGUUUUGUAUUCCAAAACAAUUUGUAUGGAUUUUAUGCAACACUGGGGAAAGCAAUAUGAUGUUCACAGCCUCUAUGGAUACAGUAUGGCUAUAGCUACAGAGAAAGCUGUAGAAAAAGUUUUUCCUAAUAAGAGAAGCUUUAUCCUCACCCGGUCAACUUUUGCUGGAUCUGGAAGGCAUGCUUCGCAUUGGUUGGGAGACAAUACUGCUUCAUGGGAACAAAUGGAAUGGUCUAUCACAGGAAUGCUGGAGUUCAGUUUAUUUGGAAUGCCUUUGGUAGGAGCAGAUAUCUGUGGAUUUGUGGCUGAAACCACAGAAGAGUUGUGCAGAAGAUGGAUGCAACUCGGGGCAUUUUAUCCAUUUUCUAGAAACCAUAAUGCUGAUGGAUAUCAGCAUCAGGAUCCUGCAUUUUUUGGACAGAACUCUCUUUUGGUUAACUCAUCGAGGCACUAUUUGACUAUUCGCUACACAUUAUUACCUUUCCUCUAUACUCUAUUUUACAAAGCCCAUCAGUUUGGAGAAACAGUAGCAAGGCCAUUUCUUCAUGAGUUUUAUCAGGAUAGAAAUAGUUGGGUUGAAGACACUCAGUUCUUAUGGGGUCCUGCAUUGCUUAUUACUCCUGUCUUAAAGCAGGGAGCAGAAACAGUGAGUGCAUAUAUCCCUGAUGCUACUUGGUAUGAUUAUGAAACUGGUGCAAAAAGACCAUGGAGAAAACAACGUAUUGAUAUGCCUCUUCCACCAGACAAAAUAGGAUUACAUAUUAGAGGAGGUUAUAUUAUCCCCAUUCAACAACCUAAUGUAACCACAACUGCCAGCCGCCUGAACCCCUUAGGACUUAUAAUUGCAUUAGAUGAAAACAACACAGCAAACGGAGACUUCUUCUGGGAUGAUGGAGAAACAAAAGAUACCAUACAAAAUGGCACCUACAUAUUAUAUACAUUUUCAGUUUCUAAUAAUAAUUUAAAUAUUACAUGUACUCAUUCAUCGUACCAGGAAGGAACUACUUUAGCAUUUGAGACUAUAAAAAUCCUUGGGUUGACAGACUCUGUUACAGAAGUUACUGUGGCAGAAACAAAUCAAGCAAUGACUCUUCACACAAGUUUUACUUAUGAUGUCUCCAACAAGGUUCUCCUGAUUUACAAUCUCACUUUUAAUCUUGGAAAAAGUUUUAAAGUUCAGUGGAAUCAAAUUUUUUCUGAAAAUGAAAAGUUUACUUGUUACCCGGAUGCAGACGGUGCAACUGAACUAAAGUGUAACCAACGUGGUUGUUUAUGGGAAAUGACUUCUUUUAGUUCCAGAGCACCUGAGUGUUAUUUUCCUAGACAAAACAACCCUUAUGUGGUCAAUGCCAUCAGUUAUUCAUCAACGGGUAUAACAGCUGCCCUACGGUUGAAUACUGCUAAUGCUCGGAUCACAUUACCUUCUGUGCCUAUCUCGACUCUUCAAGUGGAGGUGAAAUAUCACAAAAAUGAUAUGCUGCAAUUUAAGAUUUAUGAUCCCCAAAAUAAGAGAUAUGAAGUUCCAGUACCAUUAAACAUUCCAACUACUCCAACAAGUACUUAUGAAAACAGACUUUAUGAUGUUGAAAUCAAGGAAAAUCCUUUUGGCAUCCAGAUUCGUAGGAGAAGCACUGGAAGAGUUAUUUGGGAUUCUCAUCUGCCAGGAUUUGCUUUUAAUGACCAGUUCAUUCAAAUAUCUACUCGUCUGCCAUCACAAUAUAUAUAUGGAUUUGGGGAAGUGGAACAUUCAGCAUUUAAGAGAGAUAUGAACUGGCAUACUUGGGGAAUGUUUACAAGAGACCAGCCCCCUAAUUAUAAACUUAACUCCUAUGGAUUUCAUCCCUAUUACAUGGCUCUGGAAGAAGAGGGCAAUGCUCAUGGAGUUCUCUUACUCAACAGCAAUGCAAUGGAUGUUACAUUCCAGCCAACUCCUGCUCUAACUUACCGAAUGAUUGGAGGAAUUUUGGACUUUUAUAUGUUUUUGGGCCCAACUCCAGAAGUUGCAACAAAGCAAUAUCAUGAAGAUGUUCAAUACACAGACAUUGAUUACAUGGAAAGGCAAUUAGAUUUCACAAUUGAUGAUGAAUUCCGUGAACUUCCUGCGUUUGUUGACAAAAUAAGAGGAGAAGGAAUGAGAUACAUUAUUAUCCUGGAUCCAGCAAUUUCUGGAAAUGAAACAAAGUCAUACCCUGCAUUUGAAAGAGGGCAGGAGAAAGAUGUCUUUGUCAAAUGGCCUAACACCAAUGAUAUUUGUUGGGCAAAGGUUUGGCCAGACUUGCCUAAUAUUACAAUAGAUGAAAGUCUAACUGAAGAUGAAGCUGUUAAUGCUUCCAGAGCUCACGUAGCUUUCCCAGAUUUCUUCCGGAAUUCCACAGCGGAGUGGUGGGCAACAGAAAUUACAGAUUUCUACAAUACCAAGAUGAAGUUUGAUGGCUUGUGGAUUGAUAUGAAUGAACCAUCAAGUUUUGUCAAUGGAACCACUACUAAUCAGUGCAGAAAUAAAGAGCUAAACUUCCCACCGUAUUUCCCAGAACUCACAAAAAGAACUGAUGGGUUACAUUUCAGAACUAUGUGUAUGGAAACUGAGCAUAUUCUUAGUGAUGGUUCAUCAGUUUUGCAUUAUAAUGUUCACAAUCUAUAUGGAUGGUCACAGAUGAAACCUACUUAUGAUGCAUUGCAGAAAACAACUGGGAAAAGAGGGAUUGUUAUUUCCCGCUCCACAUAUCCUACUGUUGGACGAUGGGGAGGACACUGGCUUGGAGAUAACUAUGCACGAUGGGACAAUUUGGACAAAUCAAUCAUUGGUAUGAUGGAAUUUAGCCUCUUUGGAAUAUCAUAUACUGGUGCAGAUAUCUGUGGCUUCUUCAACGAUUCGGAAUAUCAUCUCUGUGCCCGCUGGACACAACUUGGAGCAUUUUAUCCAUACUCAAGAAAUCACAAUAUUGCAAAUACUAGAAGACAAGACCCUGCAUCCUGGAAUGAAACUUUUUCUGAAAUGUCAAGAGAUGUUCUAAAAAUCAGAUACACAUUAUUGCCUUAUUUCUAUACACAAAUGCAUGAAAUCCAUGCUCAUGGUGGCACUGUAAUUAGACCCCUUUUGCAUGAGUUCUUUGAUGAAAAGGCAACCUGGGAUAUAUAUAAGCAGUUUUUGUGGGGGCCUGCAUUUAUGGUUACUCCUGUAUUAGAACCUAAUGUUGAAAGUGUAAGAGGCUAUGUCCCUAAUGCUCGAUGGUUUGAUUAUCACACAGGCCAAGAUAUUGGUUUGAGAGGACAAUUUAAUACUUUUAAUGCUUCUUUUGAUAAAAUAAACCUACAUGUCCGAGGUGGCCACAUCCUACCAUGCCAAGAGCCUGCUCAGAACACAUUUUUCAGUCGACAAAAUUACAUGGAACUCAUUGUUGCUGCAGACGAUAAUCAGAUGGCACAAGGAUCUCUGUUUUGGGAUGAUGGGGAAAGUAUAGAUACCUAUGAAAGAGGCCUGUAUUUCAUGGUACAAUUUAAUUUAAACAAGAACAACUUGACAAGCACUAUAUUGAAAAAUGGUUAUGUAAAUGAAGCUGAAAUGAGGCUUGGAUUAAUCAAAGUAUGGGGAAAAGGAACGACUCCUAUCAAGGAGAUUAGUCUCAUAUAUAAAGGAAAUAAAGAGUUACUUCCAUUUACUGACAAUCCAAAUGCUGAGAUAUUAAGUAUUGAUCUGAAAGCAAAGAAUGUUACUCUGGAUAAACCAAUAGAAAUCUCUUGGUCAUGA
Messenger RNA from Orycteropus afer afer, 5361 nucleotides. RefSeq names its product sucrase-isomaltase (gene SI). Gene Ontology annotation, molecular function: carbohydrate binding; alpha-1,4-glucosidase activity. Gene Ontology annotation, biological process: carbohydrate metabolic process. NCBI's taxonomy places the organism in Eukaryota, Metazoa, Chordata, Mammalia, Tubulidentata, Orycteropodidae. The coding region runs from base 1 to 5361 and encodes 1786 amino acids. The record is from RefSeq and is a predicted model, not a curated record. The transcript has 46 exons.